This is a messenger RNA of Alternaria rosae, 957 nucleotides long. Its product is annotated as protein translation factor SUI1. The record is from RefSeq and is a predicted model, not a curated record. Gene Ontology annotation, molecular function: RNA binding; translation initiation factor activity; ribosomal small subunit binding. The transcript has 2 exons. Gene Ontology annotation, cellular component: eukaryotic 43S preinitiation complex. The coding region runs from base 273 to 626 and encodes 117 amino acids. Gene Ontology annotation, biological process: translational initiation. Lineage: Eukaryota; Fungi; Ascomycota; Dothideomycetes; Pleosporales; Pleosporaceae.
GGAGUAGUGAACGAAGACAUGUACCUAGGACACUCAGCAGCGCUGAUGACUGUUUCGGGCCUUGUGCCUUGGCAGCGGGGCUUAGACCGCCUGCGGGCUCCCCCAGAUGGUCCCCUCGCCACUCUUCCCUUGGCCGAUUAAUACCCUCAACCGCUCCACCCAACUACUUGCGACCUUCCUCACACACCCGCACUCUCCACUUCCCCGCGACACGACGACCGCCUGCCCUACCGCACCCCUCCAGCACCCGCAGAGCGCCACCAGUCGAUUUCAUGACCACGGACAUCCAGAAUCUCAAGUCCUUCGAUCCGUUCGCGGAGGCCGAUGAUGCUGGAGGAGAAGUAAAGUCCACUCAGCAGAACUACAUCCAUAUUCGUAUUCAGCAGCGUAAUGGUCGUAAGACUCUGACCACCGUCCAAGGACUGCCCAAGAAGUUCGAUCAAAAGAAGAUUCUCAAAGUCAUCAAGAAGAAGUUCGCCUGCAAUGGCACCGUCGUCGCAGACACCGAGAUGGGAGAGGUGAUCCAGUUGCAGGGAGACCAGCGCAAGGAUGUUCAAGACUUCUUGACCGACAAGAAGGAGGGCCUGGGCCUUGAUGGCAAGACCAUCAAGGUCCACGGCUUCUAAACCCACAAGGACGUGGAUGCGAUGCGCACCGCCGCUCCUCCCGCCGAAGCCGAACGACCGCUCCAAGGUCGUGCCAACAAUACGGCUGAGGAAGAGCAAGCCGGCAUGUCGCACGUGUGUGGCUCACACACGACAGUGCUGAGAUGCGGUGCGCACGAGCAGGUACCCCACGUUGGAGGGGGACCACGAAUUUCCUAUCUCCGUCUCUUUGAAGGAAUUGGAUACGACGUUUGAGGUUUCGCACGCUGAACUAUCAGUGGUGCAGGAUAUCAAGGUAGAGAUUGGGAUGGUAGUUUCAGAGGUUACAUUCAAUCAGAAAGAGUUCUUUAUU